Messenger RNA from Thecamonas trahens ATCC 50062, 2552 nucleotides. RefSeq names its product nucleolysin TIA-1. Bases 39 to 1880 code for a protein of 613 amino acids. The record is from RefSeq and is a predicted model, not a curated record. The transcript has 2 exons. Gene Ontology annotation, molecular function: mRNA binding. Lineage: Eukaryota; Apusomonadida; Apusomonadidae.
UGACUCAGGUCCUUGGCAGGGACGACCAAGCGCAGCACAUGCCACCUCCCGUGGCAUCCCGUGCAUACGGGCCGGCUGAACGAACUCUAUAUGUUGGCUCGCUGGAUUUGAGAGUGACUCGCGAGGAACUGGAGCAGGUUGCGCUGGACGCACUGGCCGAGGCCGAGGAGGCGCUUGCGAGUGAGUUUGGGGGAGGAGGCGGCAGCAGCAGCAGCAAGCGGGGGCUCUCGUCAGAGCCGAGCGGGCGCGCCGGGCGCAAGGGCGGGAGUCGGACGGGCUCCAGCGGGCGCGGGGGCCGAAAGAGUAGGGGCAGUCGGCGGUCGUCGUCGCAGUCGGGCGGACGUGCGAGCUCGUCGCUCGGCACGGUUGUCUCUGCCAAAAUCAUUCUGGAUGCCGAGACGCACGGGUCUGCCGGGUAUGGGUUUGUGGAGUUUGAGACGCGCGAAGGUGCACAGGCAGCAAUGCCGAUUCUCCAGGGCCGGCGAGUGCGUGCGCUGCGGAUCCGAAUUAAUUGGGCGGUGCAAGGCUCGCGGCGGGUGGCGGACGAGGACGGGCUGCACUCGCUGUUUGUAGGCGACUUGUGCAAGUCUGUGGACGACGACAUGCUGCACGAUGCGUUUGCGCAUUUUUCGAGCCUCACGUCGGCGCGGGUGAUGUGGGACGUGCGAACCGGGACGUCGCGCGAGUUUGGGUUUGUCUCUUUCCGCGACGCCAGUGACGCCGAGCGUGCGCUCAAGACCAUGGGUGGGACGAUGCUGGGGCGGCGCCCGAUCCGGGUCAACCGAGCCAACAAGAAGACGCACUCGAAGAACACUGCCGUGGGCACGGCAGCGGUGAUGGUGGAGCGUGCGCCGAGCACAGGAACCGGGGUCAAGGUUCCGACCGGCUCACGCGACGGCACUCUCGUCAUGUACACCGACGGCGACUUUGGGAGGCUCUCUGCGCUCGGGCGCGGCUCGUGCGAGCUCUUCCUCUCCAAGCUCAAGUCGAAGAUGUCUGUGGGCGAGUUUGAGGCGGCGCUUGCCAAGCACGGAGUCAUUGAGACUAUUGUGUACAACCGCAAAAAGGGCACGUGCCGGGUCACAUUUGAGUCGCACCACCAGGCUGUUUCUGCCAUCAUCGGCCUGCACGGGUGGGCGCCGGCCGGCUGCCCACCGCUGCAGGUGGCGUGGUCCAACUCAGGCCGGUCGCGGUCGCUGCAGCGGACGGCGUCGGCGCCGAUGGGACCGGCCAGUGGCAGAUUUGGCGAGCGUGGGCGGAGCGGCGACUCGGCCGACGCGUCCCGUUGUGCUGGAUUGACUGACACGCGUCCGCCGUCGUACCUCGCGCCGUCGGCGUCGAUGGCGUUUGACGCCUACUCGGGCCUCGGCUCGGGCCAUGGCUCGGGCGAGGUGAGAGACUUGUACGCGCCGAGGCGCGGGAGCUCGCGGCGAAGCCCGCUGAGCGGCGGAAGCAGUACCAGUCAUCAGUCGUCGGCGUCGAUCUCACCCGACGCGAUGGCGUACGCGCCGCCGCCGGGCUUUGUGAGCGCGGGCGGGUCGGCGCCGAGCAUGGCAGCGCCGGGCUUUGGCGGCUAUGGUCCGCCGCCAGGCAUGGGCGGCGCCGCCGGGGUGGCGCCGGGCAGCAACGGGUUUGUGUACCCGGGCUACCCGAUGCCGUUCGCGGCACCUGGGCUCGGCGGCUUUGUCCCAGGCAUGUCGGAUGCGAUAGCCGGGCGCGACCCGUGGGCCUCACCAAUGUUUGCCAACUCGACGGGCCUGUCCGGCUCGGGCAUAGCGACCGGUCGCAACGGGAGGCCACUGUCGUACCCGCCGCGGGCCAAUCAGUCGGAGCCGUCGAGCCCAACAGGCGUGGUUGCGCCCCCACUGGGCCGCUGCUGAGCGUGCCUGGUGACCGCGGCGAGCGCGGCGACCGGUCGCCGUCACCCUUCAACAACCAGCGGACCGGGACGACCGAGUCGCUCUCAUCACGCUCGCCGUCGCCAACGCUCUACUCGCGCUCGCUCUCUGCCCAGUCGAGCACCUCGGGCCUCGCCGGUCUCGCGGCAUCGCUCAACCUAGUCCCGCCGAGUCGGACCGGCGGUGCACCGCCGCCUGACGACGGCGAGGAAACGCCUGAGUCUGGCGAGGCGUCACCGACGCUCGGCCUUCGGCGGUCGUCGUCGCUCACCACCACGGGCGAGUCGCUCGCCUCGCUCAACCGGUCGCACUCGGAGACCGUCCCGCCGCGCUCGGUCUGGACCGACGACCGCAUCUCUUUCCCUUCUAUGGGCGGCGCCGCCGGCGCGCCCUCCUCUGUACCUGUCCUCCUCCUCCCGCAUGCUUCGCUCUCACCGCACGUCUCGGACGACCAGUCCUGGCUCCCAUCGUCGCCCUCGCUCCAUAAGUCGCGGUCGAUGACCGACGUGCGCUUGGCGCAAUUGGCGUUUGAAUCGGCACAGGAGCCCGCAAUGGCUGCUCGCCCGCGCAAUGGCGCUCCUCCACCGUCCUGAGUGCACCAGCCCUCCGCUCCAGCAGUCCUAGGAGCACGGCUGUCAUUAAAGUCGCGGGAGC